Dicentrarchus labrax (European seabass) is the source of this 2121-nucleotide messenger RNA. RefSeq names its product apelin receptor 2 (gene aplnr2). Gene Ontology annotation, biological process: immune response; G protein-coupled receptor signaling pathway. Lineage: Eukaryota; Metazoa; Chordata; Actinopteri; Moronidae. Gene Ontology annotation, cellular component: membrane. Bases 402 to 1874 code for a protein of 490 amino acids. Gene Ontology annotation, molecular function: G protein-coupled receptor activity. The transcript is spliced from 2 exons. The record is from RefSeq and is a predicted model, not a curated record.
GAACAAGAGAAAGAAAGGUCCUGGGUGUGUGCAAAUGUGUGUGUGUGUGUGUGUGUGUGUGUGUGUGUGUGUGUGUGUGUGUGUGUGUGUGUGUGUAUAGAGUGCUAUAUAUUUAGACUUAAGAGGAAGGCAUACCUUUCUCAUCCGGCACAGUACAGAUGUAGAGACUGAGAGAGAAAGUGAAAUGAGAGAACAAGGACUGAAUUUUGCUCCACAGUGAUCAUUACACAGGAUUUUGUCCAAGCUGAUGAAGUACCCGAAGACCAUCUAAGUGGACUGAGGAACUUUCUGCUUCUAGACAUUGCACUGACCAAACUUCAGCUUGCCAGGAAAGUACUGGAACCUUCAGGGAUUUUAAUGGCAAAUGAUUUUAUAUAGAAACCAAGGACACGGACGCACAGAUGACAGACUUCCUCACCUCCCCCUCACCAUCUCCCCCUCCCCUCUUCUACUGCGACUACAGCGACUGGUCCCCCUCCUUCUCCAUCAUCCCAUCCGUAUACCUGCUGGCCUUCCUGGUAGGUUGUCUCGGCAACGGCCUGGUGCUGUGGGCCUACGUGGACCGAGUCGAGAGGAAGGGAACGGGAGACAAUGCUGGAACUGGAAAGCUCUGUUGUGCUGGCAUUUUCAGAACCAGUCAGCAGAAUAUUAACAGUGCUGGUAGAUUUCACCACGGGUCAUUUGCUCAGAAGAAGAAGGAAAACUGUGGGUAUCCCUCAGGACAAAGCUGCAGACCCUCCUCUCACUCCUCCUCCACCUCCUCCUCUUAUCCUCCCUCCAUCCCUCGUCCCUCACGCUCACUCACAGACUCUCUAAUAGCCAGCCUGGCAUUAGCUGACCUCUGCUUCCUUGUGACUCUCCCUCUGUGGGCAGUCUACACGGCGAUGGGCUACCACUGGCCUUUUGGGCAACCCCUCUGCCAAAUCAGCAGCUUCCUCACUGCCCUCAACAUGUAUGCCAGUGUGUUCAGCCUGAGCAUGCUCAGUGUGGAGCGGUACUGGGUUCUGACUGGACGCCGACACUCCAGCCACCAUGCCCCCCAGAGCUGCCCCAGCAGGGCUUUGUGGAUACUUGGAGGGGUGUGGGUGCUGGCGGGGGUGCUGGCACUUCCUGGUCUUCUGCUGCGCUCCGUGAGGGAGGUGGAGAUGGACCCUGAAUUUGAGGAUGAUUGGCAGCUUGAGCCAAUUCACCCUACUGACUCUAGAUCAGUGUUCCUCUCCUGCCAGAUGGACUACUCAAUGCUGAUUGGAGCAGAGAUGGAGGAGGCAGAUCGGGAGAGGGCAGAGAUGUGGUGGGCAGCCGCCUUGAGUCUUAAAUCAACUCUAAUAGGCUUCCUGCUUCCUCUUGUCAUCUUGCUGGUCUGCUACUGCUCACUGGCCCAGCUCCUCAACAGACAUUUUGGACGGGGCCCUCGUCCUGACCGCAAGCGCCAGCGAAGACUCCUCAGGGUCAUUGUCACUUUAGUGAUGGCCUUCUUCCUGUGCUGGCUGCCUCUGCAUGUUAAUAAGACUGUUUCCAUGCUGCUAGAGUUUGGUUUUGUCCCAUACUCCUGCUCUUUAGAUCAGAUUUUACUGGCUGCUCACCCGUACGUCACCUGUUUAGCUUAUCUCAACUCUUGCCUUAACCCUCUUCUGUAUGCUGCCUGCGACCCGUCAUUCAGGAAGAGAUGCAGAGGAGUUCUCCUCAUGUUGUGCAGGACGAGCAGGAGAGGAGGAGAGGGAGGGGAAGGAAGGGAGGGAGAGAAAGAUGGAGGAGAGGAAGAAAGACAGGAAAGGAGCUCAGCUUUUCCCACAAGAACGCAAGAGGAAACAGCAGAUAGGACGGAGGUGGAGAAGAUGGGGGAGGUGGGUGGAAUGAUUUCUGAGGCCACGUGAAUCAUGGCUUAACACCCAAAUAGCUGCUUGAAAUGAAAAUGAAAUCUAAUUUUACAUUGAGGAACCAGGACAUUAAGUCAUUUUGUUUGUUGACAGUAAAGCAGCAUUGAAUGUGAUAUGUUUUCCAGAGUGUUUUUGGUGUUGUUGAAGACAACGGACUGAAUUCCAAAGUGGCCUAAAUUUGGACUGAGAAGAAACUGUGUCAGAUGUCAAUAUUUUCAAAAUAAACAUGUUUUUCAAAUGAACA